AUGCCUAUCGGAGAUCUCCUCGCCCAAAUAAGUGGCGACAAGUCACAGAGCACAUCGCCCGCUCCAUCGAGGGCCGCACUCCCGCCCCCGAAACGGAAAGCCGACGACGACCUCCGCAGCACCGUCUCGAAUAAGCUUCCGCGAACAAGUACAAACGGUGCCAGCUCGUCUGCACCCCCCAGAUUGGCAGAUGCCCAGAGACCCGCACGGCCUGCGGAGAAGUCUUCGACAACAACCACCGGCUAUCGAGGCAGCGCCGGACGAACGUCUGAUCGAUCCACGUCUGCGCCUAAGCCUGUCGGAAAUGGCACGACGUCCGCAAAGCCCAGCUCUUCCGGUGCCAGGGCGAUGAAUGGCUCGGGCACAUCGAGAGUGACAUCAGCACUCCCCAGUCGACCAUCCCCGUCAGCUCCUGCCGCGGCACCGAAAGGUGCGCCGCCAAAGAAGGGAUCUUUCGCCGAGAUUAUGGCGCGUGCUCAACAGGCUCAGACCAAGCUGGGCCAAGUCGGCAAGAUCCAGCACAAACCGGUGGAGAAGGUGUUCACCAAGAAAGAGCGGGAGGAGAUGAAGAAGGAUUACAAGAAGGACCCCAAGAAGGAUCCCAGGGGCGCAGCGAGGCAAGCGUCGAAAUUCCAGGGGACCUCAAGACCGUCCUCGGCUCCGCCUUCGCGCAAUGGGACCAGCGCAAAUGGAUCAAGCGCCAGCCGUAACGGAACCGCCGACAGAGCGAGAGACCCUAGGGCCGGCGUAAAGGCACGCGCGGCCGCUGCCGAAGAAGAGCAGCAGAAGAAGCUCAAAAAGGCCGCCGUCGCCACCACAGGAUACACGGGUACCGCCCGCCCGAGACCCGGAGCUACCUCGGCAAAGAAGAAGCCGGCACCAGGAGGCGCCCUCCUCAACUCCCGCCCUGCCCCGCGGUACGGCGGCUCCGCGAAGCGUUCACGUUACGACGAGGAAGAGGAAGAAGAAUUCGACGACUUUAUCGAGUACGACGAAGAUGAGGAGGACGACCGCGGUCCGCGGUACCACUACGACUCUGACGGAUCUUCAGACAUGGAGGCCGGCAUGGAUGACGUGUGGGAUGAGGAAGUGGCGGCUGAGCGUGCGGCCCGCCGCGAAGAUAUCGAACAGGAGCGGCUCGAGAAGCGUCUCAAGGCCGAAAAGGAGGAGCGCAAGCGCAAAUUUUACGAGGAGCAGCGACGACGCUAG
Messenger RNA from Colletotrichum godetiae, 1209 nucleotides. RefSeq lists its product as uncharacterized. The coding region runs from base 1 to 1209 and encodes 402 amino acids. The record is from RefSeq and is a predicted model, not a curated record. Lineage: Eukaryota; Fungi; Ascomycota; Sordariomycetes; Glomerellales; Glomerellaceae. The transcript is spliced from 2 exons.